Messenger RNA from Brassica oleracea var. oleracea, 722 nucleotides. RefSeq names its product auxin-responsive protein SAUR22. The transcript has a single exon. NCBI's taxonomy places the organism in Eukaryota, Viridiplantae, Streptophyta, Magnoliopsida, Brassicales, Brassicaceae. The record is from RefSeq and is a predicted model, not a curated record. Gene Ontology annotation, biological process: response to auxin. The coding region runs from base 48 to 494 and encodes 148 amino acids.
UCUUCUUUUCUUACACUUCCUCAUCGAACUCGCAAACCGGAAUAAAAAUGGCUGGAGGUAUCGCAAAAUGCAGCAAGAUCCGACACAUUGUGAAGCUGAGACAGAUGCUCCGGCAAUGGAGGAACAAGGCGCGAAUGUCGUCUGCCAGACGCUGCGUACCGUCGGAUGUGCCGUCAGGAUACGUGGCGGUCUACGUUGGAAGCAGUCGCAGGAGAUUUGUGGUGCGUGCAACACAUCUUAACCACCCGGUCCUCAAGAAUCUCUUGGUCAAAGCCGAAGAGGAGUUCGGUUUUGCUAACCACGGUCCGUUGGUUAUCCCAUGCGAAGAAUCGGUUUUCGAGGAAUCGAUUCGGUUAAUAAACCGGUCAUGUCGGUUCAACUGUACCGAUGACUUAAAGAAAAACCGCCACGGUGGAAGUAGGAGCAAGCUGGAUCUUUUGAUCGAAUCUCGGCCGUUGCUGCACGGUGUCUCGGAUAAGGCUAACAUCUGGUGAACGGGUAAUGUGAUUCGGGUCCAUGGUGACGGACACGCAGGAGAUGGCCGUGAAAGGUGGAUGAGUCGUCGUUCCACCUGUGUCGUCCCGGGUUCGAAUCCGAGUUUAAGAGAAAAUUGCGGUCUAGUUUUGGUAUUGGCUUGUAAAACUGAUUAAGCAAUUUCGAUUUCAUUUAUUUAUUCAUUUGUGAUUUAAUUGUGGCAUUGGCUGUAUACAGCAGUUUCCAUC